This is a messenger RNA of Aspergillus aculeatus ATCC 16872, 1681 nucleotides long. RefSeq names its product ubiquitin C-terminal hydrolase 37. The record is from RefSeq and is a predicted model, not a curated record. Bases 399 to 1610 code for a protein of 403 amino acids. Gene Ontology annotation, cellular component: cytoplasm. The transcript is spliced from 6 exons. NCBI's taxonomy places the organism in Eukaryota, Fungi, Ascomycota, Eurotiomycetes, Eurotiales, Aspergillaceae. Gene Ontology annotation, biological process: protein deubiquitination; ubiquitin-dependent protein catabolic process. Gene Ontology annotation, molecular function: cysteine-type deubiquitinase activity.
CGACAAUGAAUAGUUAACAAGCACUGCUCAUUACACCUUUACCAAAAUAUACACGGCUGUUAGCCGCAUGCUUCUGCAUGAUUGAGAUUACAGUCAUCUCCUUCUAUCUUGGCUACCUGGAGAGAGCCUAAUUGGCACGAUCAUUGUAAGUUGGCCGAGCUGUAUGUACGGUACUGUGCAGCAUCCAUAUCGAGGGUUUGUUCAGCCGCUCAUGAAUCCUAUCUUCUGCGAAAGACAGCAGCAACCACCGCACCUGAGCUGUUAUUCAAGGUACUUCAUGAGGCGAGACAACUUCUCCAUAGCAACUCAAGCAGCAACCAAGGGAACCGUUCUCAUAGCUUAGCAAUUGUUGAUCAAUUGGCAUUUUUCUCAAGUACAGUACGACCUUUGGAGCAACCAUGGCCCAUUGCGGCCGGAGAUCGCAAUCAUCAGGCAAAGAGUGCAGUGACCGUAGCCAUGAGCUCUGUGUGCUUACCUCCAGGGUCGAAAAAGAUGACUGGAAUGGUUUCUGCGAACUAGAGUCCGAACCUGCGCUCUUCAACGUCAUGCUUCGCGAAUUCGGCGUUAAGGGGGUGAAGAUCCAGGAGGUAAUAUCAUUGGAUGAGGAUAUGAUGGCGAUGCUGAACAAGCCGGUCUACGGAUUGAUAUUCUUGUCCCGUUGGCGGGAGGACGACCCCGACAAACAAGAAGCAAGUUGUCCAGAAGGGCUCUGGUUCGCAAAUCAGACGGCGAGUAACGCCUGUGCCACUGUUGCUCUUCUGAAUAUCGUCAACAAUGUUGGAGAUAUUGACCUCGGGGAGAAUCUGCAACACUUCAAAGAAUUCACUAUGUCCUUCACGCCGGCGCUCCGAGGUGAUGCAGUAAGUAACUAUGGAUUCAUUAAACGGAUACACAAUUCGUUUGCGAGGCGAAUGGAUAUCCUCAAUGCUGAUCACCAGCUCAAGUCAGAGACAACAUCAAAGCGAUCUCGCACCCAAUGCGAGCAAGAGGAAGCCGACAUGGCUUUCCACUUCAUCGCCUAUGUCACUGCGUUAGGGAAAGUCUGGAAGUUCGACGGGUUGGAACGUCAACCGCAAGUGCUUGGACCUUGUCAACCUGACGAGGACUGGCUGACCUUAGCCAAGCCCAGCAUUCUCACAAGAAUGAAAGAAUACGAAGAAGGUCAAAUCGAGUUUUCGAUGUUGAGUCUUGGUCAGGAUCCGCUCCCUGGACUGCUUGACAGAUUAGCAAUAAACGUGAAGUCUCUCGAAGUAAUCAACCAACGCUUGACAUCAUCGGCUGAUGCAUUGCCAUUCGAUGCUAUCAAACUCGGGCAUAUCCUUUUGGGGCCUGAUGAGUCCUAUACACUCUCUAGAGAUAUGAUCGAUCGAGCAAUCAUUCCUGCACCACAGGAGCAGGAGAACCGCACUUGUGCAGUCGCGGACCUCAAAACCCUAUGGCACAAGCUCACUGGCAAUCAGCGCACACUCCAAGCGUCCAUUCGGGAAGAACAACAGUCUAGGCAGGCUGAUGAUGAGUACGCGGAAGGUCGGCGCUUUGACUAUAGUCCUGCCAUCCGCACAUGGCUCCGACUCCUAGCCCGCAAGCAAGUCAUUGAGAAGCUGUUGUGAACUCUCGGGAAUCUAUUUUUGAAGUUAAUCAUUACAAUUGCAGUGCGUACAUUAUUGUAGACCAAGCAAGG